CAUUGUCGUUCACUGUAUCUUUUUUUUUUCGUUCAUUAUUCACUCUCUUCUAUUCUCUACAACAUUUGAACCAUGGCUUCGACAGACCUCCCCUCUGCUGCUCCGGACAGCGACAUCAUUGCUGUCUUGCAACGGUCAGAGCCGUUGACGGUGCCCCCAACACGGCCAAACGACCCGACCAACAACCUGAAGCGCGUGGACCCGUUCCAGUUUGGCUCUCGCUAUCUAGAACAAGGCGACGACGUGUUCGAGUACAAUGCAUGGGACCAUGUCGAACCGGACGACGAGUACCUAGCGUUUGCAGAGGUGCAGUACGCCCGCCAGCGCGAGUUCCCCGUCAACGACUUCGACCGGCAGCGCUUCAACAAUGACCCAGCCAAGUGGUGGAACCUGUUCUACAAAAACAACACGGCCAAUUUCUUCAAGAACCGCAAGUGGCUGCAGCAGGAGUUCCCAGUGCUGGCCGAGGUCACGAACCGGGGAGCAGGGCCUAAGGUCGUGCUGGAGGUUGGCGCCGGCGCGGGCAACACGGCGUUCCCCUUGCUGGCCAACAAUGAGAACCCCGAGCUACGCCUGCAUGCCUGCGAUUUCUCCAAGGAGGCAGUGAAGGUGAUGCGCGCGAGCAAACACUACGGCUCUGAAAUCAUGACGGCGGAUGUGUGGGAUGUGGCGGCCGAGGGGGACGAUUGGAUGCCGCCGGGUCUCACCGAGGGUACUGUGGAUGUCGUGGUGCUGAUUUUCAUUUUCUCCGCCCUGGCGCCGAAUCAGUGGAACACCGCGCUGCGCAAUAUCUAUCGUUUGCUCAAGCCGGGCGGGAAGAUUCUCUUCCGCGACUACGGACGGGGAGAUCUCGCGCAGGUGCGCUUCAAGAAGAACCGGCUGAUGGCCGAUAAUUUCUACGUCCGGGGUGAUGGGACGCGCGUUUACUUCUUUGACAAGGAGGAGCUAGUCUACAUGUUCAACAAGUGGACCCUGGAGAAGGGCAUCGAGAUCGGCGGCGGCGGCAGCAGCGAGGCCUCGACCCCUGCCCCUGAUGAAGGAACCCCUGAAGGAUCGUCGGGUGGUCCCUCGGAUGCUGCAGGGCAGACGCAAGAUGCAAAUGGUGCCUUUGAGAUUGUUGAUCUUGGGAUCGACCGAAGACUGAUCGUCAACCGCCAGCGUCGGAUCAAGAUGUACCGCUGCUGGAUGCAGGGGCAUUUCAGGAAGCGCAUUGAUGCUGAGGCUGAAUCAUAAACUCUCUCCUGACGACGGAAAAAGCAGACGACUCACAGGCACAUUGAUGUAUAUUACGUGUCACCCUCACCGCAGCCGGGUACUUUGUUAUCCUCUACAGCGGCUCCAGCGCCUCUUACAAAGUAACGCCAGUCGGCUUCUAUCAUGAGGUUGGCUAACGACUUCCGUCGAGGGUAUCGAGGUGAUAGUGCAACUGCAGACCUUGACGAGCCAACGAACCAAUGAUUUCUCGCAAUGGAUAACGAAGAGAAGACCUGCACUUAUACAUAUAGACGUGACGACAAGCAUGAUUUACAUAGAUACAAUAUCCACAGUGAAAUAAUAAAUGGAAUGACACCUAUCUUGAGAAUACAAUUUAGGAUCGAGAUCCGGCAACAGUCUAUUCG
Messenger RNA from Penicilliopsis zonata CBS 506.65, 1619 nucleotides. RefSeq lists its product as hypothetical. Gene Ontology annotation, molecular function: tRNA (cytidine-N3)-methyltransferase activity. The coding region runs from base 73 to 1233 and encodes 386 amino acids. The record is from RefSeq and is a predicted model, not a curated record. The transcript has a single exon. Lineage: Eukaryota; Fungi; Ascomycota; Eurotiomycetes; Eurotiales; Aspergillaceae.